AUCAAUCUUUCCGGUUAACGACACAUCCCAAGAUGGCGGUGCAAAUUUCCAAGAAGAGAAAGUUUGUCGCUGAUGGUAUCUUCAAAGCUGAACUGAACGAGUUCCUCACAAGAGAGCUGGCUGAGGAUGGCUACUCAGGUGUGGAGGUUCGUGUCACCCCAACUAGAACUGAAAUCAUCAUCUUGGCUACCAGGACACAGAACGUGCUUGGUGAGAAGGGGCGUCGUAUACGUGAGCUGACUGCAGUGGUCCAGAAGAGGUUUGGCUUCCCCGAGGGCAGUGUGGAGCUGUAUGCUGAGAAGGUUGCCACUCGUGGUCUUUGCGCCAUUGCCCAGGCAGAGUCUCUGCGCUACAAGCUUCUCGGGGGUCUCGCUGUCCGCAGGGCCUGCUAUGGUGUCCUACGGUUCAUCAUGGAGAGCGGGUCCAAGGGUUGCGAGGUGGUGGUCUCUGGAAAGCUCAGGGGCCAGAGGGCCAAGUCCAUGAAGUUCGUGGAUGGCCUCAUGAUCCACAGUGGAGACCCCGUUAACUAUUACGUCGACACCGCUGUCCGCCACGUGCUCCUCCGCCAAGGUGUGCUGGGGAUUAAGGUGAAAAUCAUGCUGCCCUGGGAUCCCAGCGGUAAGAUUGGCCCAAAGAAACCUCUCCCUGACCACGUGAGCAUCGUGGAGCCCAAGGACGAGCAGGUCCCCUCAACGCCCAUCUCUGAGCAGAAGGGAGCCAAGCCGGAGGCCGCUGUCGUCGCACCUGUCACACCCGUCCCAACAGCAUAACCAUGAGGGACCCCAAGCCAGCGUCUCACAUUUUCAAUGUAAGACAGGUUUAGUGACGUGUUAAAGGCAGGAUAAGUUACGGCGCUGAUUUGACUUUCCCCCUGCACACAAACUUAUUUCCUACUAUCCCUGUCUGCAUCACACUGCUGGCAGGGACUCUUGUCAUCAUAACACACGUCACCCAUUGACAUCCCAUUAGGGAUGUCCCAGAACAAAAAAUGAAGUAGUUAUCUUGGUUGACAGAGUAGUAUGUUCUUUCGACCCUCUCCUCCUGCUACGCUCCUGAAGUUCCUGGUAAUGGGCUACACCAGGCGUCAGCAAACUUUUCCAUCUGGAGUGCCAAUUUAUCUUACCAUUUCUACUGAUCUGCGUGCCAGUUAGGAUUUAUAUAUUUGGAUCUGUCAUUGUCAUGUGGUUACUCUAAAUUCUAUCAAGAUUAUCUAAAUCUUAAAGUAACUAUUGUCAUUGCCAGCUAUAAAAAUAGCCUACAUAAAGCCGAAAAAUGAACAUUGCAGCCUGCAGGGAGAAAAAAAAAUCCUGAUUUUAAAAUCUAAGAAAUCACAUUGGCUACACGUGGCUGUCUGCAACGAACUUGAAACAUAGUAUCAACUGUGUCUGUCCCUAAGCUAGCGCUAGCCAAUUUACUUUGUGUAAAAUAUUCUGGAUUAUUGAUUAUUGUUUCCUGCGCCAGUGAGCUCGGGACAGACGGCUGUAGUACUUUUGUGCGAGGGAUAAGAAGUAAUCAGUUAUUUUAGGACAUUUCCAGUGGAUAGGAGCAUUACACUUUAACCUUUCAUGUCAAGUGGUUAUCGAAAGGGAGAGAGAUGGAAUUACUUGUCAAAUACAUUGAGUUACUAUUGUCAUUCUCAGUGGAUAAAAAAAAAAUGCUUUGUUAUCUUGCUGUUUUGAGGAACAUUUGAGGAGAAACUCUACAGCUGGUGAGUUAAGACAGUCAGUAGUACUAUCAAAACGGGCCCAAAUGGGCACAUUUAAGCACAGGCCAAGUAGCCUGGACCUACUUCUAUAUGCAUAAUUUGGGGUCUUGUACCAAAAUUUUUACUUGCGACUUCUCGACUAAAGAAAUCUUGUUUGAUCAACAGACCAGGCAAUAGCCCUCAUCCAUAUGUCUAUGAAUUUGAGGUUGAUUGCAUUUCUCCUGCCCAUCCCUCAGCUGUCUACUGAAACAAUGGUGGGGUACCGUUUUGUUUGAACUGCAGAAUGUCUUUUUAAAGAGUUGUAGAGGGGUUUAAAGCAAGAGUAGGCAACUAGAUUCAGGAGUGAUUUUGUCAGGUGGCCGGAACAUAAUUAAUGAUUUGUACACUGCACAUUGGCCACAACUAAGAUCGUAUUUAAAAAAAUUCAUACCUUGAUUACAUCUGUGUAUUUGUUACAAUUUAGCCUCCUCCCCCAUCUUCCACUGAACUUUCGGGGCCAGCCGGGCCGCCUGUUGCUGACCCUUAGUUUAAAGGUGGCGAAAUGUCAAUGAUGUCCCUUUGUUCUUUUCCAGGUCAUCAUGAGUUGAGGAAAUUCUCCAAAUACCUUUUUGUUUUUCAAGAAACAAAUAAAAUAUUUAAAUGUCUUUAAUUAUUGACCAAAUUCCCUUACUAUUAAUGUUGAGCCUUUGCCUUUUAAAAUCCUUUCGAAGUAACUUCUGUUACCUUGAUACCCACCUCAAAUGUUACAAGUAGCCCAACUCUGCACCUUAGACUGCUGCCCUAUGUACAUAGUCAUUGAAAACUCACUGGUCACUUUAAUAUUUACAUACUAUUUUACACAUUUCAUGUGUCUAUACUGUAUUCCAGUCAAGGCUCAUCCUAUUAAACUACUGCAGCACACCUUUUCUGUUCAUACUGUCCAUUGUCUAGACACUAUCAUACAAAUACAGUAAAUUCGGAAAGUAUUCAGUCCCUGAAAUGUAGCCUUAUUUCAGAAGAACAGAAUAGCAUAUUCUGAAUUGUCCUUAUAUUGGGCCCUGGUCUGAUAUUCUGAUUGGUGGGGCCUGUGAAAUCCAUAAAUUAGGGCCUAAUAAAUAUAUUUAACUUUACUGAUUUCCUUCUAUGAACUGUAACUCAGUAAUCUUUUAAAUUGUUGCACAGACUUCAUCACUCUCAUUCACCAUUUGACAAGAAUUUGACAAUAUUCUCACCCAUCAGACUAUUCUUAAUUUAAUCUGCCAUUUAUAUAUACCCUAUUGGUGUAAUAUUUGUGUAUUUAGAAUGGCCCUUAUCCACAUCCCGCAAUCGAAUAGCGAAUGGAGGUUAGGUGCGGUUACGUUUUUAAUAUUCACGCAUAGGCAGCGCGUCCAUAGGGCUAGGGGAAGCUAAACAUUUCCUAAAGUCAGUUGAAUUAUAUAGUCUAUAUAGAAAUACAUAAAAUAAUUCGAAAUAACCAAAAUACAUUAGUAUUUUGGUUAUCUACUUAAAUGUUAGCUUUGACCAUUUCCUCCUCCAGUUUAGAUGGACGUCAUAUGUAUUGUUCAUCACUGUUUCAAUUGUUAAUAUUUAUAUAUUACUUUUUUGUUUUUAUUUCACUCAAUGAUCAUGCUGGGGCUCCCCCUAUGGUCAUUCCACUCCCCCAACAGUCUUUACUCUGCCUCCACCCCAAUGGAUUGCCACAGUUGUUAUUUAUAUAGUGCUUUUUAUAUUUUUACCGUUUCCAUUAUUUUAUUUCAUUAGUCCUGCAUGUUGGAGCUCAAAGACUAAGAUUCUCACUACCCUGCAAUCACACCAGAGUAGGCUACUAUGAGGAUUCUGUGUUAUGCACUAUAGCCCGUUAACAUAU
Molecule: messenger RNA, 3551 nt
Organism: Oncorhynchus mykiss (rainbow trout)
Lineage: Eukaryota; Metazoa; Chordata; Actinopteri; Salmoniformes; Salmonidae
Product: small ribosomal subunit protein uS3
Biological process (GO): positive regulation of apoptotic signaling pathway; translation
Cellular component (GO): cytosolic small ribosomal subunit; nucleus
Molecular function (GO): structural constituent of ribosome; RNA binding
Source: RefSeq, a predicted model, not a curated record